This is a messenger RNA of Sturnus vulgaris (Common starling), 3706 nucleotides long. The record is from RefSeq and is a predicted model, not a curated record. NCBI's taxonomy places the organism in Eukaryota, Metazoa, Chordata, Aves, Passeriformes, Sturnidae.
GGAGGUUCCGGGUUGAGGCCGGGCCGCCGCGGCGCCAUGCUGACCAAAUUCGAGACUAAAUCUGCGCGGGUGAAAGGGCUGUCGUUCCACCCGAAGCGCCCCUGGAUCCUGACCAGCCUCCACAAUGGGGUGAUCCAGCUCUGGGAUUAUCGCAUGUGCACCCUCAUCGACAAAUUCGACGAGCACGAUGGUAAUUCCAGGGGAAAAAAUGGGAAUUUCGGGGGAAAACGGGGGUUUGGAUUUUCCCAGGAAUAUCCCUGGAUCCUGAGUGCCUCUGAUGACCAAACCAUCCGUGUGUGGAACUGGCAGUCCAGGACCUGUGUCUGUGUCCUGACAGGACACAACCAUUACGUGAUGUGUGCUCAGUUCCACCCCAGCGAGGACCUGGUGGUGUCGGCCAGCCUGGACCAGACUGUCAGGGUGUGGGACAUCUCCGGGCUCAGGAAGAAGAAUCUCUCCCCCGGGGCCGUGGAAUCCGACGUGCGCGGCAUCACCGGCGUGGAUCUGUUUGGCACCACCGACGCCGUGGUCAAACACGUGCUGGAGGGCCAUGACAGGGGGGUGAACUGGGCUGCCUUCCACCCCUCCAUGCCUCUCAUCGUGUCCGGCGCCGACGAUCGCCAGGUGAAGAUCUGGAGGAUGAAUGAAUCCAAGGCCUGGGAGGUGGACACGUGCCGUGGCCACUACAACAACGUUUCCUGCGCCGUGUUCCACCCCCGCCAGGAGCUGAUCCUCAGCAACUCCGAGGACAAGAGCAUCCGAGUGUGGGACAUGUCCAAGAGGUGAGGGCCACACCCCAGGGCCUGGAAAUUCCCACAAUUCCCAGCAUUGCAGCAAUUCCUGGCAGGCCAUGAUGGGGGCAUGCUGGUGUUCAAGCUGGAGCGGGAGCGGCCGGCGCUGGCCGUGCACGGGAAUUCGCUGUUCUACGUCAAGGAUCGAUUCCUGCGGCAGCUCGACUUCAGCAGCUCCCGGGACGUGGCCGUGAUGCAGCUCCGCAGUGGUUCCAAGUUCCCGGUGUUCAGCAUGUCCUACAACCCAGCUGAGAACGCUGUGCUGCUCUGCACUCGAGCCAGCAACCUGGAGAACAGCACCUACGACCUGUACACCAUCCCCAAGGAUGCAGAUUCCCAAAAUCCCGAUGCUCCCGAGGGGAAGCGCUCCUCGGGGCUCACGGCCGUGUGGGUGGCGCGGAAUCGAUUCGCUGUCCUGGACAGGAUGCACUCGAUCCUGAUCAAGAACCUGAAGAACGAGAUCACCAAGAAGGUUCCGGUCCCCAACUGCGAGGAGAUUUUCUACGCGGGCACCGGGAGCCUCCUGCUGCGGGAGCCCGACGGUGUCACGCUCUUCGACGUGCAGCAGAAACGGACUUUGGCCUCGGUGAAGAUUUCCAAGGUGAAAUAUGUGAUCUGGUCAGCUGACAUGUCCCACGUGGCCCUGCUGGCCAAGCACGCCAUCCUGAUCUGUAACCGGAAGCUGGAGUCGCUGUGCCAGAUCCACGAGAACAUCCGGGUGAAGAGCGGGGCCUGGGACGAGAGCGGCGUCUUCAUCUACACCACGUCCAACCACAUCAAAUACGCCGUCACCUCGGGGUCAGAAGGGCUGGAAAAGCCUUUCCUAAGGAUAGGAGAGCUUUUCCUGAGGAUGGAAGAGCCUCUCCCCAGGAUGGAGGAGCCUUUCCCGAGUUUGUUUUUUUUUGGGAAUGCCCCUCAGGUGCUGCACAUGGUGAGGAACGCCAAGCUGGUGGGGCAGUCCAUCAUCGCCUACCUGCAGCGCAAGGGCUACCCCGAGGUGGCGCUGCACUUCGUCAAGGACGAGAAAACGCGCUUCAGCCUGGCCCUGGAGUGCGGCAACAUCGAGGUGACCCCCGGGGGCUUCGGGGUGUUCUGGGGGCAGUCCCUGGCGUUCCUGACGGCCGCCACGCACGGGCUGGACGAGGAGGCCGAGAGCCUGCGGGAAUCCUUCGAUCCUGAGAAGGAAACGAUCCCGGCCGUGGAUCCCGAGGCGCGGCUGCUGCAGCCGCCGGCCCCGGUGCUGCCCCUGGACACCAACUGGCCCCUCCUGACCGUGUCCAAAGGAUUCUUCGAGGGCUCCAUCGCCGGGAAAGGGAAAGGAGGAGCCCUGGCCGCCGACAUCGACAUGGACACCGUGGGCACCGAGGGCUGGGGCGAGGACGCCGAGCUGCAGCUGGAUGAAGACGGAUUCGUGGACGCCGGGGAAGGAUUCGGAGAGGAAGGAACGGGAAAAGGGCAGGAGGAAGGAGGAGGAUGGGAAGUGGAGGAAGAUUUGGAUCUUCCCCCCGAGCUGGAUGUCCCCGCCGGCCCUGCGGGAGCGGCUGAGGACGGGUUCUUUGUGCCCCCCACCAAAGGCACCAGCCCAGCCCAGGUGUGGUGCAACAAUUCCCAGCUCCCCGUGGAUCACAUCCUGGCAGGAUCCUUCGAGACAGCCAUGAGGCUGCUCCAUGACCAGGUGGGAGUGACCAACUUUGGCCCCUACAAGCAGCUCUUCCUGCAGACCUUUUCCCGAGGCCGGACGACAUUCCAGGCUCUUCCCAGCCUCCCUGCCCUCUAUGGAUUCCCACACCGCAACUGGAAGGAGGGCGGCCUGAAGAAUGCGCUGCCGGCCGUGGGGCUGAAGCUGACGGAUCUGAUCCAGCGGCUGCAGCUCUGCUACCAACUCACCACGGCCGGCAAAUUCGAGGAGGCCGUGGAGAAAUUCCGGCUCAUCCUGCUCAGCGUGCCCCUGCUGGUGGUGGACAACAAGCAGGAGAUCGCCGAGGCUCAGCAGCUGGUCGCCAUUUGCCGGGAAUACAUCGUGGGAUUGUCCAUGGAGAUCGAGAGGAAGAAACUGCCCAAGGAAACGCUGGAGCAGCAGAAGAGAAUCUGUGAGAUGGCCGCCUACUUCACACACUCCAACCUGCAGCCCGUGCACAUGAUCCUGGUGCUCCGCACCGCCCUCAACCUCUUCUUCAAACUCAAGAACUUCAAAAGCGCCGCCACCUUCGCCCGGCGCCUGCUCGAGCUCGGGCCCAAGCCCGAGGUGGCCCAGCAGACACGGAAGAUCCUGGCGGCGUGCGAGAAGAACCCCGUGGACAGCCACCAGCUCAACUACGACCAGCACAACCCCUUCGACAUCUGCGCCGCCUCCUUCCGCCCCAUCUACCGCGGCAAGGCCCUGGAGCGCUGCCCCCUCAGCGGCGCCUGCUACAGCCCCGAGUUCCGGGGCCAGAUCUGCCGCGUCACCACGGUGACAGAGAUCGGCAAGGACGUGCUGGGGCUGCGCAUCAGCCCCCUGCAGUUCCGCUAGGAAUUCUCCUGGAUCAGGAAAUUCCCUCUCCCCCCUCCCAGCUCUCACCCCAAUCCCUCCCCUUGCCCAUUCCCAUCCUCUCUUCCAGGUUUUUCCCCACCUAGGAAUUCCAGAUUGAGGUUUUCUUUCCCCACAUUUAGCAGGAUUUUUUUUUUUUUUUCCUCGUUCCCAGACCGGUUUUCCUGUGCUUUUAUCCCAGAUUUGUUCCUGAGGGGAAGGGCAGAUUUUCCCCAAAUCCUGGUUGUGACAUCUGCCCCCCCUUAAAAUCCCAAAAAAUCGCUUGGAAAAGCCAGGACUGGCUCUGUAAAUCCCGAAUCCAGGGAAAUCCUGCUCCCUCUGGAACUCCUUGUGUUGUCAUCAUAAUGAGCUCCCCUCGUUAAUAAAUGUUCAUUAAUCACCUGGA